Lodderomyces theae is the source of this 630-nucleotide messenger RNA. RefSeq names its product Rcn1p (gene RCN1). The transcript has a single exon. The record is from RefSeq and is a predicted model, not a curated record. Lineage: Eukaryota; Fungi; Ascomycota; Pichiomycetes; Serinales; Debaryomycetaceae. Gene Ontology annotation, cellular component: cytoplasm; nucleus. Gene Ontology annotation, biological process: calcium-mediated signaling. Gene Ontology annotation, molecular function: calcium-dependent protein serine/threonine phosphatase regulator activity. The coding region runs from base 1 to 630 and encodes 209 amino acids.
AUGCCACGAUCCCCCACAAACACCCUCAUCAUAACCAACUUGAAUGACGACCUUCUACAAGACCCUCGCGAGUUGAUUGAUUUCAUCUCAAGUACUCAUGAUCUAGUUCAACUCAUUGUGCUACCCAGGUUCAACCGCUUUAUACUCAUUUGUGGAUCUAGUCGGGUGGCUCAGUCGAUGAAAAAUUUACUAGCAAACGAUCCCAAUUGGAAAUCGCUUCGCGUAUCAUAUAGCAUAAAAGAUAACAGAUUUGAACUCAACAAGCAGGAUUUGCUUGAUGCUGCCAUAGGAGAGGAAUAUUCUCAAGUGGGUUAUUUGGAACUCCCGCAUGACCUCAACCUGAAGCGAUUUUUGAUUAGUCCCCCAAUGAGUCCUCACGACUGGGAUCAUUGGGAUAAAGUUGAAGAGGGACCAAAUGAGAAGGCAAUAUAUUCGCCGGAGGAUCUAUCAAGCUUGUUGUGGGAACGAUUAGGCGACAAUAUGGUGAGGAAAUAUCAAGACGAUUCAAAGCAAGUAAGAGAGGAGGUACUUUAUGAUGAAGAUGGUGUGCCUGCUAUCAUAUUGGACAAGUCGGAGAACGAAGUACAAGAGGAAAAACUUCCCAAGACCAGCAUGCCAUUCAACGAAUAG